UCCGGUCCCCGCCUUUCCCGUCUGCUUUGUCCGUCCUUCCUUCUCCUGCUGAAGGCGUGCUCGGUGGUAUUUCCUUCCCCCGCCAUGGCGGACUCUGGGAUGAUGGUUCCGGAGCGCUGCCUCACCGACGACGAAAUGGCGGAGGUGAAGAAGGAAGUUUUAGAAUGGCUGCGAGACUAUCUGUGUGACAAAAUAAUUGCAGACAGACACUUUGAUUAUCUACGUUCAAGGAAAAUACUCAGUAGAGAGGACACUGAAGAAAUCUCUUGUCAAUCUUCAAGUAGGAAGAAGGCUGGGAAGUUGUUGGAUUACUUAGCAGAACAUCCAAAAGGACUAGAUGCUUUGGUAGGAUCCAUCAGACGUGAAGGAACACAGAACUUCCUCUUAGAAAAGAUAACUGAUGCUGUUUUGAAAGCAAAAAAUGAAAAACUAAAAAGCCUUAAAGGACUGGGCUGUAGCAACUGCAUGGCUACAGUAUGUCAGCAAACCAACAAUCUCUCUAGGUCCCAGUCAAAUGACUCAAAUGUGUUUGAAAGCCGAAAAGACAGAGAAACAACCUACGUUCCUACUGGAGAAUAUAGUACAGCUGCAUUCGUAUCUGCUGCUUCUCUUUGUUCAAUGAAUUUACCUAUAACAGAAGUUGGAAGUAUGGAAAAUUCAGUUUUCUCAGCCACCCUUCCUGGACCUGGCGAUUCUGGGGCUCCACCUCUUCCACCACAAUUGCAGAACGAACAAGAGGAAACAUGUACAACCUCAAGUGACAAUCCCUUUCUGCCUUUAAGAUCCCGCUCACUUCUUCCUCAGUGAACUCGUUUUUUGAGUAGUUGAGUAAUACUAUAUUGGGUGCCUUGUGUAUUUCUACCAAAAAAAAUCUAAACUUGUAAAGCCAUGGUUCGAGAAAGUGCUGAAUAUCUUCAUUUUCAAAGAACUUACUGGAUCCAUUAAGUGUUUUAGGGAAUAUUUUUUUAAAUUAAAAUGAAAUGUUUUCUGUAAUUACUUUGACUGUUUAUUAGGUUGCUUUCAUUAAUUGUUCAUUUCACUGUACAGUCCUAUACAUUGUUCAGAAGAGAGUCCCAAGAUAACAGCCUGAAAGGCUCUUAAGGGUAGUCUUCUUUUUAAAAACAAUAUGAGGAUGGAGGGGAAGAUGUUAAAAUAGAAUUCUUAAAAGGGGAUUUUACAGAUUCUGUUUAAAACUACUGUAUAAAGUUCAUACUGAGGGCUGCUAUACUUUGCUUGACUAAUAUUAGUUAAAAGUGAAGAAGCCCUUAACAAAGAGGGGAGAGCAUUGCUUGUAUUGCAACAGGGUGGUGACUGGUUGAGUGCAAAAAGAUUGCUUAGUAAUCUGUCAUAGGGUGUUUCCCUUUUCUGGUGUAUGUUCAUUUGACUGAACAAAUCCCUCAUUUCUUCAUUUGGUAAAUACUGUUGGAAUCAGAUACAAUCUUCUGAGUAACCUUUGGUUCAGUUAAACGUCAAGGGGAGUUUAAGGAUGUACUUAACAAUAUAAUGUUUGACUGGCUAAAGUAAGUAAAAACAAACAUUCUGGGUACUUAGCGUUCAUAGUCUUAGCAAUUUCAGACCAUGGUGCUUAAAAUAUAAUUACUUUACUGUGAGAACAUGUUCCAGUCAUCUCGGUGGAGCUUAUCUCAAAUAGCUAUGUGUACAGUUGCAUUUUUAAGCAAAAAUCUUUAAAAUCUCUUUUAAAAAAAAGUCUUCACUUUUCCAAGGUAAAACAAAUCCAAAGAGACUUUCCACCAUGCAGUCACAAGGGGGACAUGUUUGUCUCCAAUUGCUAAAAUGAAAAUAUGGAAGUCUGUCCAAUUUCAAAAGUACACAAUUUAAAAAUGAGCAUUAUCCAAGUAGCAAACAAGUGUUACAUUUUUUGCCUUUUCUUUUCCGUUCUUUUGCUAUAGAUACUACAUAUACACUUUCUGGACCUCAGGGAAGCAGUACCUUUUGUAAUUUAAAAUUAAGAUUGUUUCAAGCCAACAGAAAGUUGACUUUCUUUGAGACUGCUGAUAUCAAGAAACGUGAUAAAUAUAUCUUUGUAUUUUUUUAAACAAGCAUUUGGAAUAAAAUGUGCAUUAAAUUACCAAGGUUAGUUACACUAACCAAUCUGUCCUGUGCAUGUUUACUCAGAAGCAAGUCCCAUUGAGUUCCGUACAGUUUAUUCCCUGAUAAGUGUGUAUAGGAUUUCAGGCCAGUAUUUUAUCGAUAUUUGAUAAGAGACUGAAGAAGUUUUAUGUAACAACAGAUUAGUCACUCUCUCAGAACACACUAGUCUGUCUUCAAUUCAAGAUGAGCUUGCUUUUGGACUGGAUGGCCCUAGUGGUCUCUUCCAACUCUAUGAUUCUAUGAUUUUGUUAAGUCUUUGAGACAGUGUGCCUGUUUCAUAACUUACCUUGGUCAAAGUUCCUUGGUGAUGUUUUUAUUUGAUAAAAAUGUAUUUGAUAGCCUGCUGUAUAUGUUGGUAAAUAAUAAGCAAAUUUAUGUUUA
Molecule: messenger RNA, 2493 nt
Organism: Sceloporus undulatus (fence lizard)
Lineage: Eukaryota; Metazoa; Chordata; Lepidosauria; Squamata; Phrynosomatidae
Gene: BCL10
Product: BCL10 immune signaling adaptor
Exons: 3
Coding region: 85-807 (240 amino acids)
Biological process (GO): canonical NF-kappaB signal transduction; positive regulation of extrinsic apoptotic signaling pathway; apoptotic process
Cellular component (GO): CBM complex; cytosol
Molecular function (GO): NF-kappaB binding; kinase activator activity; protein kinase B binding
Source: RefSeq, a predicted model, not a curated record